AUGACAGUCACAAGACCGUCACAGGACCGUCACAUGACAGUCACAAGACCGUCACGUGACCGUCACAGGACCGUCACAGGACCGUCACAUGACCGUCACGUGACCGUCACAGGACCGUCACAUGACCGUCACGUGACCGUCACAGGACCGUCACGUGACCGUCACAGGACCGUCACAGGACCGUCACAGGACCGUCACGUGACCGUCACAGGACCGUCACAGGACCGUCACGUGACCGUCACAGGACCCUCACAGGACCGUCACAGGACCGUCACAGGACCGUCACAGGACCGUCACAUGACCGUCACGUGA
This is a messenger RNA of Knipowitschia caucasica, 312 nucleotides long. NCBI's taxonomy places the organism in Eukaryota, Metazoa, Chordata, Actinopteri, Gobiiformes, Gobiidae. The record is from the annotation of a GenBank genome assembly.